This is a messenger RNA of Capronia coronata CBS 617.96, 1287 nucleotides long. RefSeq lists its product as uncharacterized. The transcript has 2 exons. The record is from RefSeq and is a predicted model, not a curated record. Gene Ontology annotation, molecular function: phosphatidate phosphatase activity. The coding region runs from base 1 to 1287 and encodes 428 amino acids. Lineage: Eukaryota; Fungi; Ascomycota; Eurotiomycetes; Chaetothyriales; Herpotrichiellaceae. Gene Ontology annotation, biological process: phospholipid metabolic process.
AUGGUCGCAGCUGCAAGGACCGUCAACAGCCUCGCCGGCGGCGUGAGCCGUCUCUCCAAACGCCUGCUUGCCUCUUACAUUAUCGAUUGGAUCCUCAUCUUAGGCACGGCCGGAGUCGGCGGCGGAUUCAGCCAAAUCGACGGCGCCCGACAUGCAUUCUCGCUACAAGACCCGAACAUCUCCUUCCCUCAUCGCGAUGACACCGUAUCGACGGGUGUUCUCGUCGUCGUCGGCCUCGUGGCGCCCGGCGUCAUUACCGCCAUCAUCUCCUUGAUCUUCGUCCCGGGCCCGACGGCACACCGGGCCACGUCCAAGGCACUGAUCUGGCGCCGAAAGAUAUGGGAAUGGAACACUGCGUGGAUGGGGCUGGGGCUGGCUCUGGCCGGAACAUUCAUGAUCACUGAAGGUCUGAAGGCUCUGACGGGCAAGCCACGGCCGUUUCUGCUGGCGAUCUGCGACCCUGACACCAGCCCCGAGGCCAUCCGCCGAUACCAAGUCGGCGGGCUGGGAACGUCGCUGGACUCGGCCGUGCCGGUCGUCGUGGACUGGCGCAUCUGUCGCAACACCGACAAGGACCGCAUGCGCAAUGCCUUCGCCAGCUGGCCGUCCGGCCAUUCGAGUUUCAGCUGGGCCGGCUUGCUCUACCUGACUCUGUUCUUCUGCGCCAAGUUCGGCGUGCAGAUCCCAUUUCUGCCCCAGACGACGACGACCUCCUACGGCCGCAGAUAUAUUUCGACAUUCGACGAAGAAGUCGAGCGCGAGGCACAUGACCAUGGCCCCCAGGGAUCCAAGACAUCGUCGUCAACGCCGUCGCCGUCCACCGUCUCUUCCCCUCAGAGCCCCGUCCCGUUGCGCAACGAGGCGGCCGCUCCUCCGAUAUAUCUUCUCAUCCUGGCGUUUGUGCCCAUUGGCGUCGCUUUCUUCGUCUCGCUCUCCCGCUGGUUUGAUUACCGACACCACGGGUUUGACAUCAUCUCAGGCUCCGUCAUCGGCAUUUUCAUGGCCUGGUUCGGCUUCCGUUGGUACCAUCUCCCCAUUCGUGGCGGGAGCGGGUGGGCAUGGGGUGCGCGGACUCGCGACCGGGCCUUCUGGCUCGGCAUCGGCCGUACCAAUUAUGUAGGAGAUGAAGGGUGGGAGUCGGCGAAACUCGCUCGUCGCCAUGACCUGGAAGCCGCUCAUCAGCAUCUCACUGGGCCCGGGCUACCUGAUCACCAUGAGGCCACAGGAUCGGCGGCCACGAAUGGGCCAGAGGUCGGAGAUGACAGGAGAUAUGCAGAUCGAGCCUGA